This is a messenger RNA of Aspergillus fijiensis CBS 313.89, 3754 nucleotides long. Its product is annotated as putative regulatory protein Ral2. Gene Ontology annotation, cellular component: mitochondrion; cytosol. Gene Ontology annotation, molecular function: peroxiredoxin activity; protein binding. Gene Ontology annotation, biological process: cell redox homeostasis; cellular oxidant detoxification. The record is from RefSeq and is a predicted model, not a curated record. Bases 212 to 3580 code for a protein of 1122 amino acids. Lineage: Eukaryota; Fungi; Ascomycota; Eurotiomycetes; Eurotiales; Aspergillaceae. The transcript has 9 exons.
CAUGGAGGGGCAGUCACCACUCUAGCACUGAGGGGGAAACGAGAGAGUGUCCGAAUUCGGGGAUGUUGGCCACGGCACCCGCAACUAUUUAGCCUCUCUUUCAUCCUUCUUCCCCCCCUCUGUUCCCCUCGUACCUACCUUCUCACCACUCCCAUCCGCUUCCUCUCUCCCUCCAUAAAUCCUUACCUUCUACUGUACCAUACCAUUCACAAUGGCUCAGGAUCGUGCUCCUCCUCUCCGUCUCGGCUCUGAGGCCCCUAACUUCGAGGCUGACUCCUCCAACGGCCCCAUCACCUUCCACGACUUCAUCGGCGACAGCUGGACCGUCCUCUUCUCCCACCCCGAUGACUUCACCCCCAUCUGUACCACCGAGCUUGGUGCCUUUGCUAAGCUCGAGCCCGAGUUCACUGCUCGCGGUGUCAAGCUGAUCGGUCUGAGUGCCAACGGCACCGAGUCCCACCACGCCUGGAUCAAGGACAUCGACGAGGUCACCGGCUCCAACCUCAAGUUCCCCAUCAUCUCCGACCCCGAGCGCAAGGUCGCCUACCUGUACGACAUGGUCGACUACCAGGACACCACCAAUGUCGACUCCAAGGGCAUGGCUCUCACCAUCCGCUCCGUCUUCAUCAUCGACCCCAAGAAGAAGAUCCGUCUCAUCAUGACCUACCCCGCUUCCACCGGCCGUAACACUGCCGAGGUCCUCCGUGUCAUCGAUGCUCUCCAGACCACUGACAAGCACGGCGUCACCUGCCCCAUCAACUGGACUCCAGGCGAUGACGUUGUCAUCCCUCCCCCCGUCUCCACCGAGGAGGCCCAGAAGAAGUUCGGCGACAUCCGCAUUGUCAAGCCGCUGUACAGUAGGUUCCUGGGACGAGCUGCCAGUCCCCGCUCACAGUCGGAAGGGAGGAUUGGAGCCAUGCAGUCGCAAUCCUCCAACUCCGGUCCGAUCAACCUGUCAGGCCUGGUAUGCAAUGUCCGUCGGACCACCGGCCGAGAGCCGCACCCUCUCGUGGGCGCAACGACUACCAUCUUAGGCGAUAGGCUAUACGUGUUCGGAGGCCGGGUGCUCUCCAAGAGUCGUCCGCAGUUGACGUCGGACAUAUACGAGCUGGACUUGAUCCGGCGUCACUGGACCAAGAUCGAGGCGACCGGCGAUAUUCCCCGCCCGCGGUAUUUUCACAGUGUUUGUGCCUUGGGAGACCAUAAACUUGUGUGCUAUGGCGGUAUGUCGCCUGCCUCAAACGUGUCCAAGGACCCUGCUGCCGCGAGCGGGGGAUCGGGGGGUCAGGAAGCUCAACCGGAAGUCGUGGUCAUGUCAGACAUCCACAUCUUUGACGUGCCCACUCGGACUUGGACCCGCGUGCCAGCCAUCGAUUCCCCCCAAGGUCGCUAUGCGCACUGUGCGACAAUUCUGCCCUCCAGCGCCCAUUUUACCUCAGCCACCGCACCUCUUUCGGCUAUACACCAUAACCCGGCGUCUUCGAACCCGCACCAGGGCACGAUCGGAGUGGAUAUUGAUGGGUUUGGGGGUGCCGAGAUGGUCGUGGUCGGAGGACAAGAUAGCUCCAAUCAUUACAUCGAGCAGAUCAGUGUCUUCAACCUGCGGAGUUUGAAGUGGAUGAGCACCAGCACGCUUGGCCGCAGCUGUGGUGCCUACCGCAGCGUGGUUGCUCCCCUACUGGGUAUGAGUGUCUCCGAGAUUGGCUCUGCGGCGGAGGAUCGAGAUGCACAGGAGCCCAUUGAGGACUCCCAGGUCGAGGGUUGCCCAAUGCUUAUCUACUCUAAUUACAACUUCCUGGAUGUCAAGUUGGAGCUUCAAGUACGCUUGCCUGACGGUCGCUUGGUCGAGAAACCCAUGCAAAGUCAGGCCUCGCCCCCGGGGUUGAGGUUCCCCAAUGGAGGCGUCAUCAACGGUCAUUUCGUUCAGGAAUAUGCUCUUUGGGCACUGGACUUGAAGACUCUCACUUGGGGUCGAAUCGAUGCUGGCGGCUCGGUCUUCGGUCAGGGUAGUUGGAACCGCGGAGUUCUAUGGUCGAGAAGAAAUACCUUUGUUAUUUUGGGCCAACGAAAACGCAGCUUGGUGGAAGAUUAUAACCACCGGCAAUUGGAGGCUUUCGGUCUCUACAACAAUGCGUGCCGGACUGCACCCACCUCGGGCUAUGUCUCCUACAGUGCGCCAUCUGUCCCGGCUUCUCUCCAGUCGAAGCUUACCAAACUGACCUCUGGUGGACGACCGUUCUCUGCGGCCUCGGACGAACUAGGUCGUCUCGCCCACUCGCUACCUGAAAUGGCCGACAUGGAGCUCCAAGCCGUGGGAGGGGAACGCAUCCCCGUCAACUCGCGCAUCCUGACGCGCAGAUGGGGUCCCUACUUUAUUCAACUACUCCGCGACUCCUGCGAUGGGGGAGUCUCUGACUCUGCUACUCUUCGUCCUGCGGUUGCCAUGUAUCCCAGCCGCAACUCAAGUAUUACCAUCACCCCCUCGAUCGGCCAGAACAGCAACUAUUCCAACGCCAGCACGCUUGUCAGUAACCGCUCCGUCACCUCUAAAUCAUUACUAGCAAACCUCGAGAUACCCUCUGCGCAUUCUCUAUCGCCUACCGCUCGUCCCCGUGUACUCUACCUACCUCACACCUACCUCACCCUCCAGGUCCUUGUCUACUAUUUCUACACGUCCUCCCUGCCCGCUGUGGGCUCCUCUCUCUGCACCCCCCAGAUUCUCUGCUCCCUCCUCCAACUUGCCCGCCCUUAUCAGGUCGACGGCCUCCUUGAAGCCACGGUCGAACGCCUCCACCAAAUGCUUGACGGUCGCAAUGCUGCGGCUGUCUUUAACGCGGCCGCCAUGGCCGCGGGAGGAGGCCGUGGGACAGGGUUCGCCAGCGGGCUUGGUGGCACCUUGGAAACCCUGAACGGCGCUCACGCGGCCGCCACCGCUGCCGCGCAAGACCCCUCAGCGCUGACCACCACGACCACCAACACGACCGCCACCACGCAACCCUCCUCAGCGGCCCAAAGCCACCUCACCUCCGACUCGUCCGACACGGAACACGGCACCACCGCGUCGGCCGCCCUCUCGACGGCUAGCAGCGUCAGCGGCGUCGGGGCCACCUCCACCUCGCGCGGUAUCCCCCUCCGCAUCAACACCAACAUCUUCAGCCGCCGCCAGCGUCACAGCGACCGCGAGCGCGCGCGUGAGCGCGAACGCGAGCGGGAACGCGAACGGGAGGUGGAGCUCGAGCGCGAACGGGACCGCGAGGACUCCAUCAGCAACGCCAGCACCGCCACCUCGGCCUCGGCCUCGACGAACACCAGCUUCGACCAUUCCGACUCGGAGUACGGCGGCGGCGGCGAAUCCGCCGGCCGCGCCCGCUCCUCGUCGCAUCACCGCCGCAACACAGACGCCGAGCUCCGGCCCGAGCGCGAGAUCUGGACCGGCGACCCCAGCAGCGUCAUCGGCCUGCAGAAGCGGGGUCUCCGCGGGCUGAUGGAGGGCCGCCGGCUGCGGGAGCGCACGACUAAUCCCACGCCCAACGGCGGCAGUAACGGGCUUUUGGGGGUGUACGGUUUCCUACCUGUCUGAAGAUCUUCAGUCUGAGAAAGCUUGAGCGCGAGACAGGGAGAAAGUGUGUGCGAUUUCCAAAUUCAAGUAUAUAUUAUAUCUAACUUCACUUGGAUGGGAUAUUUUAUUUUGGGGGGGCAGGAAGGAAGGAAAGUUGGUAGGGUAGGUAGUAGUUAAUGAUGAACGAUGCAUGAC